This is a messenger RNA of Neoarius graeffei (lesser salmon catfish), 1266 nucleotides long. RefSeq names its product protein SCO1 homolog, mitochondrial (gene sco1). The record is from RefSeq and is a predicted model, not a curated record. The transcript is spliced from 7 exons. NCBI's taxonomy places the organism in Eukaryota, Metazoa, Chordata, Actinopteri, Siluriformes, Ariidae. Gene Ontology annotation, biological process: mitochondrial respiratory chain complex IV assembly. The coding region runs from base 173 to 1054 and encodes 293 amino acids.
UUUUGGUUUCAGUUGCUGUCAUGCAGCUUGGUUGACCUGAAGGUUUGCUGUGCUGCUCGGGGAAAGUGUUGUUUUAUGGCAUUUCUGGUUUUGUUUUGUAAGGUUCGUGUAAGCUGAAGUCAUUUCUGUUUUGAAAAACAGACCAAAAGCAGUUUCCUUUGCAGUGAAAGCCAUGAUCACACUGGGUUUACAGGGACUCAGGUGUCUGAUGUCCAGCCCGUUUAUUCUCAGUAGGUUUUAUUCCAGCAGAAGCUCCUGGUACAGAACAUAUGCACACCUGUUGAACAGGGGAACUUGCACUCCACUGAAUGAAGUCCUCACAUCCAGAAGUCCUGUAUUUCUCAGUGUGAAGAGGACACUGUCUUCUGUCCCUCCGACACCUUCAUCUGGAGGCAACAAAUCGACAGAAAAGAAGACCGGUCCAGUCACAUGGAAAUCUCUCGCGGUCACAUUUGCCUUGGGUGGGACUCUUCUUCUGGGCAUGAAAUACUUUAAAAAAGAGAAAGAAGAAAAGUUGGAGAGAGAGAGAACAAAGUCUUUAGGGAAACCAAGCCUUGGAGGCCCUUUCUCUCUGAUCGAUCACAAUAGUAAACCUACAAAAAGUGAAGAUUAUUUCGGCCAGUGGGUGCUGAUCUAUUUCGGAUUCACACACUGUCCAGAUAUCUGUCCUGAUGAACUUGAGAAAAUGAUUGCAGUCGUGGAUGAAAUUGACAGGAUAAAGACACUCCCGGAUUUGACACCAAUUUUGAUCACAAUCGAUCCAGAAAGAGAUACACCCGAAGCCUUGGCACCAUAUGUCAAAGAGUUUUCCCCGAAGCUGAUAGGCAUGACAGGAACAACGGCACAAAUCGAGCAGGUCUCCAGAGCUUACAGAGUGUACUACAGUCAGGGUCCAAAAGAUGAAGACAACGACUACAUUGUCGAUCAUACCAUCAUUAUGUACCUGGUGGGUCCUGAUGGAAAGUUUGUGGACUAUUACGGCCAGAACAAGAAAUCAGCCGAGAUCUCCUCUUCCAUUGCGUCACACAUGAGGAAGCACAGACAGGCCAAGUAGUGAAGGAUGGGAAGGCAAAUUUACCAAAACGGACUCCCUUUCUCCUUUUUUUCUUGCUCCAGAGACUUAUAAUUGUGAAUAUUCAUAAUUUCGUUUACAAAAUUCAUAAUUGUGAAUAUUCAUAACUUUUAGAUCAACUUCUGUAUAGAAUAUUGUUUCCACUGAACAUUUAUCCAUAUGAGAAGAGUCUUAAAUAAAUACAUUCUCUGUUA